AUGCGUCUCGUCAAAACUCUUUGCGUCAUCUCCCUCUUUGCACUUGCGGGUACCACAGUUGCACAGAUUGUCGGCGCGCCGAACACGACACUUGCAUUUCACGUUGCAUCGGGCGAGAACGACAACUACUUCCUGCGCGAUGGACGGACAAGCGGACAGCUGGUGCUCACGAGUGCGAGCAGUACGAGCGCGGUGCGAAGGCUCGUCGUCGCGCUGCCUGCGGGGAACUCUGGCGCGCUCGCCUAUUUCCUGCCCAAGGAUGAUUCAGCGGAUGCUAGUGCUCCUGGAGGCAACUCGACUUCGCCAACGGCCCUAGGUGUGACGCUCGUGGAAGGCUCGUUCAAGAGCGCGACGGCGGAUUACUUCAAUGUCGGCGUGCAGGCGGACCUAGCGUUUGACCGGAACGCGACGCUGGGCGCCACAAUUAUCGGAGCCGUCCGCGCCAUGAGAGAUUAUGUUGAAGGCGGGGGGACGAUGCACUCGAUCUUCAACUACACCCUCAUCUCGUUCAACGAGACAUUGGUCCGCCUGCACCGUCAAUGGAUCAACACCACCUCGCCCGACUCCUCGCGCUACCUGGGCGCGGAUCUCUACUUGACCGUUCCCGUUGAAAGUCCCGUACGCCUUGCAGUAACUCCAGGGGACAACGGGACAUGGACCCCGCCGACGGUGGACAUCAUCAUACCUGCGAGUGUAGAGGCUGGGCAGGCUGGCGUGGUCACGGUGAAGGUGGUGACGAACGAGACCAGCUUGCCAGGGCUGGAUACGCAGCGGCUGUUCUUACCGGGGAACGAGAGCGAGACCACUGCGUUACAGAAUGUGCUGCAGGGCUUGUCCGAUGGGGAGAACGACGCGGCAAAACAGGUCUCGUUCCUCACGUAUGAAGAUAAGUUCACAGCUGGCGGAUGGCGCUUUUUGACAUACUUCGGCCGCGACUCGCUCAUCGCGCUGCGACUCCUGAUGCCGACGCUCACGUCGGAGGCGAUUGAGGCAGCGUUAGGUGCCGUGAUAGAGCGCACAAAUGCUACCGGAGCCCUAUGCCACGAAGAAACUAUCGGAGAUUAUGCUUCUUUCGUCAACAUGCAAACUGAUCUACUCCUCCUCCCCGCACUGAGCCACUACUUCCUCGACCUCCCGCAAGGCCCUGGCCGUGCGGAACAGUUUCUCGCCCAGAACGCGACACUCCAAAACGGCACAUACGCCGAAAUUCUGAACCGGACGAUAUCCUACAACCUGGCACGCGCCGCACCCUUCGCGCGCUCUCCGCAGGUCUCCAAUCUCAUCCGCCUCCGUCCCGGGGAGCCCGUCGGGAACUGGCGCGACAGCAACGAGGGGCUCGGGUUUGGGGUGUACCCGUUCGACGUCAACAGCGCGCUCGUCCCUGCGUCCCUGCGCGCGACCCAGGCGCUCCUGACCGCCGGUCUACUUGACUUUUCGGGGCUCGCUGCGGGCGCGGUAGGGGAUGUUGCGAGCGUGUGGGAGGCGCAGGCUGCGGGGCUGUUUGAAGUGCAAGUGGCGGAGGAGGCUGCGCAGAGCCGGCUGGAGAACUAUGUAAGGAUCGCGAACUUGAGCGAAGCGUUACUGGCAGGCUCGAGCGGGAACGUGUCUUUCUACGCGCUAUCGCUGAAGGAGGACGGCGCGCCGGUCGAAGUGCUCAACUCGGACCUGGGUUUCAACCUGCUUUACGGAGCGAACGUGUCGCGCGGAUUUCUGCAGCACGUCGUAGACGUGCUUCAGCCGUAUCCCAGAGGGCUGCUCACGAAUAUCGGCAUGGUCGUCGCGAACCCUGCUUACGACUCGAACGACACCAAUAUAGAUGUUCUCAAUCGCGCGGCAUACCACGGCACCGUCGUCUGGUCGUUCCAGCAGGGUCUCAUGGCGGCGGGCCUCGCGCGUCAGCUCGGCUUUUGUAUGGGCGGGCAGGAGUCGGCGAGCGCGGACACGGAUCGUGCUCCGCAGCCGAUGCCGGACUGGUGCGCCGACGCGGAUUUUAUUCAGGCCUUGCGCGAUGCGCAGACACGCCUAUGGACGUCUAUCCGUGGCGCUAAAGACCAACUGUACUCGGAGGUCUGGUCGUACAGCUUCGACAACACGACGAACGCGUUCAGCGUGGCGGACCUCGCGGCGCUCUCGCCCUCGGGCACCGAGUCGGACGCGAUCCAGCUGUGGUCGUACGGCUUCCUUGCGAUCGCGGAUCCCAGCGGGAAUGGCACACGGGCGACGUGA
Trametes versicolor FP-101664 SS1 is the source of this 2226-nucleotide messenger RNA. RefSeq lists its product as uncharacterized. Lineage: Eukaryota; Fungi; Basidiomycota; Agaricomycetes; Polyporales; Polyporaceae. Gene Ontology annotation, biological process: carbohydrate metabolic process. The transcript has 11 exons. The coding region runs from base 1 to 2226 and encodes 741 amino acids. The record is from RefSeq and is a predicted model, not a curated record.